CUGGCACUGCUGACUGCUGGUGGUGGUGGUGUAUAGCAGGAAAAAGAAGAAGAAGCGGCGAGAGUAGCAGCUGAAUUUCUUAAACAAACUAUUGAGACUCUUUCAAGAAGGAGACACUAAAAAAUUUAAGGACCCUUUACCCCAUUGAACCCUGAAACUUGAAAAUCGAAACUCAAGCAUUAUACAACGCCUAGGAGGAGAAAAUUUUAGCUCACUCAAGAGGAGAAAAAAUUGCAGUAGUAAUAAAAAUAUCAACCAGCCUCUGCCCAUUGCCUAAAACAAAGCAACGUAGAAAGAAAAGAACCCAGAAAUCAAGUCGAAGAUCGAAGGGCUUCGUUGCCGCCUCCGCCUCUCCCUCUAUCCUUACCACCGCCGCAAAUGAUGGAAAAAGUGGAUGUAUCAAACCUGCGUGCUAGGAAUGCAGAGGUGGUAGGUACUGAUGCUGAAAUGGAUAAGGUCAAGCACAGUGUUGAUAAGCUAUCCAUGGAAGUUGACAACCUUGAUCAAAGAGUGAAUGAAGUUGAGCGGUUUUACUCAAGUAAAAGCGUAAAUCAGCCAAGCACGUCCUGGAGUACCUCUUCAAGGAACAAUAAAGAUAGGGAAAGAUAUGCGCCCAGCUUUAAGAAGCUACAACAGGAUGCGUCACGCAGAGAAGCAGCUGCUGCAAAGAGAAUGCAAGACCUUAUGCGCCAGUUUGGAUCGAUACUACGUCAGAUCACUCAGCACAAGUGGGCGUGGCCAUUUAUGCAGCCUGUUGAUGUUGAAGGGCUGGGCUUGGAUGACUACUACGAGGUCAUUGACAGGCCCAUGGAUUUUAGUACAAUAAAGAAUCAAAUGGAGGCCAAGGAUGGUACGGGUUACAAGCAUGUUCGUGAGAUAUGUGCAGAUGUGAGGUUGGUGUUCACAAAUGCGAUGAAGUACAAUGAUGAAAAGAGUGAUGUUCAUGGGAUGGCCAAAACAUUGUUGGCAAAGUUUGAGGAGAAGUGGCUACAAUUGUUACCAAAAGUCAUUGAGGAGGAAACGAGACGUGAAGAGGAGGAAGCAGAGGCACAGUUGAAUAUGCAGCUUGCUAAGCAGGCAGCUCAUGCCAAAACAGCUAGAGAUUUAAGCAAUGAGCUUAAUGAAGUCGAUUCACAGUUGGAAGAACUCAGGGACAUGGUAGUCAAAAAGUGCAGAAAAAUAUCGCUCGAGGAGAAAAGAAACAUUGGAAUAGGUCUCAGUAAGUUGCGUCCUGAAGAUCUCACUAAGGCACUGGAAAUGGUUGCCAAAACGAAUUCAAAAUUUGUGCUGAGAGAUGAGGACCUGGAACUUGAUAUAGAUGCCAUGAGUGAAUCCACUUUAUGGAGGCUAAAAUUUUUUGUCAAAGAUGCAUUGAGAGUGCAAGGCAGGGGUUCAAGCAAUUGUGAAGAGAAUAAAGCUGACAACCGAAAGCCCGCCACCAAGCUUAGCAACAACCCGGUUUCCAAAACGAAGAAAGAUACCUCUAAUGCUCUUGCCAAUACUGCCAAAAAACGGAAUAAGAUGCCUGCACCUUAGCCUGUGAAGUUAUAAGCAUGCAGUGAUGCACCACAGUGGCCAUUUAGAUGAAGUACCAAAAUGAAAUUCCUUGGAAAGGAAUGAAUGAGUAGUGAGUACUGAAGUCUGAAUUCGCCAGAUCAUGCUGAAGUUCGGAAGUUGAAGAUUACAAGGUUGACAAAGUCAUUUGUCAUCAAUUUAUACACCUGACCUGAAGAAUAAGAAAAGAAAUAUCUCCUGUUCUGACAUGCUUCCUUCUGUAAAGAAAGACAGUCAAUCGAACGGCAUGAGAUACUGUGAAAAAUUUUAUAUGCAUUGUCCCAUUUUCUUGCGUUGGGUGCUUUUGCAUGCUUGUGAAUGUCUUCCUGAUGUUCAGCCUUAGGACCUUAUGUACAACCUGCUUGCCA
Molecule: messenger RNA, 1922 nt
Organism: Coffea eugenioides
Lineage: Eukaryota; Viridiplantae; Streptophyta; Magnoliopsida; Gentianales; Rubiaceae
Product: transcription factor GTE6
Exons: 9
Coding region: 379-1536 (385 amino acids)
Molecular function (GO): protein binding
Source: RefSeq, a predicted model, not a curated record